Penicillium brasilianum is the source of this 1010-nucleotide messenger RNA. The record is from the annotation of a GenBank genome assembly. Lineage: Eukaryota; Fungi; Ascomycota; Eurotiomycetes; Eurotiales; Aspergillaceae.
CUUCGAUCUUUUCUCCGACAACCUUCGACAAUCGACCUUGCCGGAUCUUCAAAAUGGCCCCUACUCCUACCUCCGUCCCCACCCAGGACCAGGUCCUCGUCCCCGAGACCCUCCUGAAGAAGCGCAAGAGCCAGGAGGCUGCUCGCGCUGAGCGCCGUGCCGAGACCGACGCUAAGAAGAAGGCCAACAAGGAGAAGCGUGGCGUUAUCUUCAAGCGCGCUGAGUCCUACGUCAAGGAGUACCGCGAUGCUGAGCGUGAGAAGAUCCGCCUGGCCCGCGCUGCCCGCCAGGAGGGUAACUUCUACGUCGAUGACGAGCCUAAGUUGGUCUUCGUUGUCCGUAUCAAGGGUAUCAACAAGAUUGCCCCCAAGCCCCGCAAGAUCCUGCAGCUCCUCCGUCUGCUCCAGAUCAACAGCGGUACCUUCAUCCGCCUGACCAAGGCUACCCAGGAGAUGCUGACCAUUGUCAACCCCUACAUCGCCUACGGUUACCCCAACCUGAAGUCCGUCCGUGAGCUCCUCUACAAGCGCGGUUACGGCAAGGUCGACAAGCAGCGUGUUGCCCUCACCGACAACCAGAUCAUCGAGGAGCACCUCGGCAAGUUCGGCAUUGUCUGCAUGGAGGAUCUGAUCCACGAGAUCUACACUGUUGGCCCCAACUUCAAGCAGGCCAACAACUUCCUGUGGCCCUUCAAGCUGUCCAACCCCAACGGUGGCUUCCGCACUCGCAAGUUCAAGCACUACAUCGAGGGUGGUGACACCGGUAACCGUGAGGAGAACAUCAACGCUCUCAUCCGCCAGAUGAACUAGAGUGUUUCUCUCAAAUCGGGGGUCUCAAGUUGAGCUGCAUCAAGUAAUAAUGAAGUGACUCAACCUACAAAAAAUUAUCUUAACGUUUUCUUUACGGGUUGUUUGUUCUGCACACGGGCUGUGUCUAUCAUCUGUCAAUUAGCGAUACCUAUGGUCUGGGAUUUCCGGUAAUUCAAUGCUUCAGACAACCCGCAAUCGCCU